Molecule: messenger RNA, 2451 nt
Organism: Cynocephalus volans (Philippine flying lemur)
Lineage: Eukaryota; Metazoa; Chordata; Mammalia; Dermoptera; Cynocephalidae
Product: protocadherin alpha-11
Exons: 1
Coding region: 1-2451 (816 amino acids)
Biological process (GO): homophilic cell-cell adhesion
Cellular component (GO): plasma membrane
Molecular function (GO): calcium ion binding
Source: RefSeq, a predicted model, not a curated record
AUGUUCAGUUUUCAGAGAAAGGGAUUGGGCCCUCCAACACUGCUGCUCUCGCUUCUUCUGCUCGAAUUCUGGGAGGCGGGGAGCGGCCAGCUCCACUACUCGGUCCCCGAGGAGGCCAAACACGGCACCUUCGUGGGCCGCAUCGCGCAGGACCUGGGGCUGGAGCUGGCGGAGCUGGUGCCGCGCCUGUUCCGGGUGGCGUCCAAAGGCCGCGCGGACCUUCUGGAGGUAAAUCUGCAGAAUGGCGUUUUGUUUGUGAAUUCUCGGAUCGACCGGGAGGAGCUGUGCGGGCGGAGCGCGGAGUGCGGCAUCCACCUGGAGGUGAUCGUGGACAGGCCGCUGCAGGUUUUCCAUGUGGAGGUGGAGGUGAAGGACAUUAACGACAACCCGCCGGUAUUCUCUCUCAGAGAACAAAGGCUGCUGAUUUCUGAAUCUAAGCAAGUGGACUCGCGUUUUCCGCUAGAGGGAGCUUCUGAUGCGGAUAUUGGAGAGAAUGCUCUAUUGACCUACAGACUAAGUCAAAAUGAUUUUUUUUCUUUAGAAUCAUCAACAAAUAAUAAGCAGACUAAAAGACUGUCACUUCUAUUAAAGAAGUCUCUGGAUAGAGAGAAAACUCCGGAACUUAAUUUGCUACUGACGGCUACAGACGGGGGGAAACCCGACCUCACCGGCACGGUUCAACUGUUCGUCCGCGUCUUGGAUGUUAACGACAAUGAUCCGGAGUUUGAUCAAUCAGAUUACAAAGUGAGAUUGACGGAAAACGCUGAUAAAGGAACUCUUGUGAUAAGGUUAAACGCGACAGAUCGAGAUGAAGGAGUCAACGGCGAGGUAACAUACUCUUUAAUAUCGAUUAAGCCCAAUGGAAGAUUUUUAUUUACACUAGAUAAAAAUCAUGGAGAAGUGAGGGUCAAUGGAACUUUAGAUUAUGAAGAAAACAAGUUUUUUGAAAUUGAAGUACAGGCCACAGAUAAGGGGAAUCCCCCAAUGGCAGGCCACUGUACAGUCUGGGUAGAAAUCUUAGAUACCAAUGAUAACUCCCCUGAAGUCACUGUGACUUCCCUGUCCCUUCCAGUACGAGAGAACACUCAGCCUAGCACUGUCAUUGCGCUCAUCAGCGUAUCCGACCCCGACUCUGGUGUCAAUGGACAAGUGACAUGCUCUCUGACGCCCCAUGUCCCCUUUAAGAUUGUGUCUACCUUCAAAAACUACUAUUCACUGGUGCUGGACAGCACCCUGGACCGCGAGAAGGUGUCUGCUUAUGAUCUGGUGGUGACCGCGCGGGACGGGGGCUCGCCUUCGCUGUGGGCCACGGCCAGCGUGUCCGUGGAGGUGGCCGACGUGAACGACAACGCGCCGGCGUUCGCGCAGCCCGAGUACACGGUGUUCGUGAAGGAGAACAACCCUCCCGGCUGCCACAUCUUCACGGUGUCGGCGCGGGACGCGGACGCGCAGGAGAACGCGCUGGUGUCCUACUCGCUGGUGGAGCGGCGGGUGGGCGAGCGUGCGCUGUCGAGCUACGUGUCGGUGCACGCGGAGAGCGGCAAGGUGUACGCGCUGCAGCCGCUGGACCACGAGGAGCUGGAGCUGCUGCAGUUCCAGGUGAGCGCCCGCGACGCUGGCGUGCCGCCUCUGGGCAGCAACGUGACGCUGCAGGUGUUCGUGCUGGACGAGAACGACAAUGCACCGAUGCAGCUGGCGUCUCGGGCUGGAGGCUCUGGCGGUGCAGUGAGCGAGCUGGUGCCGCGGUCGGUGGGAGCUGGCCACGUGGUGACGAAGGUGCGCGCGGUGGACGCCGACUCGGGCUACAACGCGUGGCUGUCGUACGAGCUGCAGCCGGCGGCGGGCGGUGCGCGCAGCCCGUUCCGCGUGGGGCUGUACACGGGCGAGAUCAGCACGACGCGCGCCCUGGACGAGGCGGACGCUCCGCUUCAGCGCCUGCUGGUGCUGGUGAAGGACCACGGCGAGCCGGCGCUGACGGCCACGGCCACCGUACUGGUGUCGCUGGUGGAGAGCGGCCAGGCGCUGAAGGCCUCCUCUAGGGCGUCGGCGGGAGCCGCGGGCCCAAAGGUGGACUUGGUAGAUGUCAACGUGUAUCUGAUCAUCGCCAUCUGCGCCGUGUCCAGCCUGUUGGUGCUGACGCUGCUGCUGUACACGGCAUUUCGGUGCUCGGCGUCACCCACCGAGGUCGCGUGUAAGCCUGGGAAGGCGACUUUGGUGUGUUCGAGCGCGGUGGGGAGCUGGUCGUAUUCGCAGCAGAGGCGGGAGAGAGUGUGCUCUGGGGAGGGGCCGCCCAAGACCGACCUCAUGGCCUUCAGCCCUAGUCUUCCUCCAGGUCUGAAUAGAGAAGACGAAGGAGAAAGGCAGGAGGCAGGAUCAAAUCACCCUGGACAGGUGAGCUUUUUACAGAUUCCACCUAUUCAGGUAGUCUUUCUUAAAGCUUUAAAGAUCUAG